AUGAUGGAGCUGCUACGCCUGCGCCGAUGGCGGCUUCAAUUUGCCAAUGAUGGGCUCCGCAUGGCGAUUGCGAUGCCAGUGGCGAGGUCGGGAGUUCGUCGUCACUGCGAGAACCGAUGGCGCUCCACGGCCCGCGCUUGGUCAGGUUCGCGCGGCGCUUCCUCGACAGGUUGCCGCGCGGCGCGCUGUCCUGAGAUCCUCGGUGAAGGACGUCAGGCGGGUCUUCAGAAACUCGUCUCCAGCCUCGAGCUCGAGCGCCGCCAGGACGUGCCGUGCUCGCUGCGGCGCGGUGGCGCGACGUUGCACUACCGGCGCUUCAACAACACGCGCCGCGCGUUCAUCAUGGGCUUGUGGCAGGACGCAAAGGAGGUGGGGCUCUACAUCUCUGGCGGGCUGCAGAGCGUGCUGCAGAACGCGCGCGGCCCGGUGGAGCUGGAUCGCUUCCGCCGCCUGGCGGCGGCCCUCGAUCAUGAUCUGUUUUGA
This is a messenger RNA of Prorocentrum cordatum, 483 nucleotides long. The record is from the annotation of a GenBank genome assembly. NCBI's taxonomy places the organism in Eukaryota, Dinophyceae, Prorocentrales, Prorocentraceae.